This is a messenger RNA of Ostertagia ostertagi, 306 nucleotides long. NCBI's taxonomy places the organism in Eukaryota, Metazoa, Nematoda, Chromadorea, Rhabditida, Trichostrongylidae. The record is from the annotation of a GenBank genome assembly.
AUGCAGGUUCACCACUAUUUUUCGUGUACAUGUUUGCUAUACGUGAUUUCAUCCAAUCAAAUGGCGUUGUUUUUCAAGGAAGAUGAUGCCAAUUGGCCAGAACCGGACAAAGUAGGACGGCAAGAGCUGGAGAUUUUGAUGAACAAUGAACACAUCUCGUUCACAACAGGAAAAAUUGGUUCAUUGGCAGACGUAAACAACAGCAAGGAUCCUGAUGGUCUUCGUUCGUUUUACUAUCUGGUUCAGGAUCUCAAAUGUCUUGUGUUUUCUUUGAUUGGACUUCAUUUCAAGAUCAAACCUAUUUAA